GCUAGAAGUGUGGGGGUUAAGCCUUCCACGUGCACUUCAUUUGCUUCUAUGGCCUCCAAUGCCCUAAGAAGAAGCUCACAGUUCAUAUCCCAGCCAAAGAGAAGUAUGAGCCGGAGGAAGGGGAGGAAGAAGAAGAAAGCCCAUUUCAGUUACAUGGGGAAAAUCCUAAAGCAAACCCACCCAGACUUCAGUGGGAACUCCUGGAUCUUGGAUGCACUGGGAGCUCUGGAGGACUGGCGGCUGGAAUGCAUUAGCCGGGAGUCGGUUAGGUUGUCCCUCUACAACCACAGAAGAGCCAUCACCAGCAGAGAGAUCCUGGCAGCAGUCAAGCAGAGAUCCUCUUGGAAGAGCUUUUGA
Camelus dromedarius (Arabian camel) is the source of this 357-nucleotide messenger RNA. RefSeq names its product histone H2A.N (gene H2BN1). The record is from RefSeq and is a predicted model, not a curated record. Gene Ontology annotation, cellular component: nucleosome. NCBI's taxonomy places the organism in Eukaryota, Metazoa, Chordata, Mammalia, Artiodactyla, Camelidae. Gene Ontology annotation, molecular function: structural constituent of chromatin; DNA binding; protein heterodimerization activity.